UAACAGCCCUGAUAAACUGUGUUGUAGGACUGUACAUGAAGCAGAGAGGAAGGCGCCAUGGCUGCUCUUUUUAAAGCUAGAAAAGCUCUUGGUUUGUGUCUCAGCGGCUGUCGAAGUCUGACCCAGCUUGCAGAGUUACCAGAUACUCAUCAGAUAUUGAGGCAAACCUGCAGAGACUACGCUGACAGAGAACUGAUGCCCAUCGCUGCCAAACUAGACAAAGAGCACGUUUUCCCUGCCAAACAGAUUAAUGAAUUGGGAGCGAUGGGCGUCAUGGCAAUGGAGGUUCCGGAGGAGCUGGGCGGAGCUGGGAUGGACUACCUUGCGUACAGUGUGGCUAUGGAGGAGAUCAGCAGAGGCUGCGCCAGCACUGGAGUUGUGGUGUCUGUCAACAAUUCUCUGUAUAUCGGACCGAUACUAAAGUUUGGUACAGAGGAACAGAAAAAGCAGUGGAUCACCCCAUUCACCACCGGAGAGAAGGUGGGCUGUUUUGCCCUCAGUGAGCCAGGUAACGGCAGCGAUGCAGGUGCAGCCUCCACCUUAGCUCGGCAGGAAGGGGACGAGUGGGUGCUGAACGGAACCAAAGCCUGGAUCACCAACUGCUGGGACGCCUCUGCCACCGUCGUGUUCGCCACCACGGACAAAAAACUCAAACACAAGGGUAUCAGUGCCUUCCUGAUCCCCAUGCCACACCCAGGACUUUCUCGAGGUAAGAAGGAGGACAAGCUGGGCAUCAGGGCCUCGUCCACCGCCAACAUCAUCCUGGAGGACUGCAGGAUACCACUGGGAAACAUGCUGGGCCCACGCGGCGCAGGAUUUAAGAUUGCCAUGCAAACCCUGGACAGCGGACGGAUCGGCAUCGCAGGUCAGGCUCUCGGUAUUGCUCAGGCUGCACUGGACUGUGCCGCCGACUACGCACACAAACGAACUGCAUUUGGCGCUCCAAUUGGCAAACUACAGGCCAUACAGUUCAAACUGGCUGACAUGGCUGUGGCAGUGGAAAGCGCUCGUCUGCUCACCUGGAAGGCUGCGAUUCUUCGAGAUUCAAAGAAGCCCUUCACUAAGGAGGCAGCCAUGGCCAAACUGGCAGCGUCUGAAGCCGCCACGUACUGCUCACAUCAGGCGAUCCAGGUUCUGGGUGGAAUGGGUUACGUGACGGACAUGCCCGCUGAGAGGCACUACCGGGACGCUCGCAUUACAGAGAUCUACGAGGGCACCAGCGAGAUCCAGAGACUGGUUAUCGCCGGCCAGCUUCUGAAGGAAUACCAGUCAUAAAGGCACUUCUGUCGGUGACUUUGGCACAAAUUGGAAACACAAUCCUAGAUCUGCCAGAGACAUCACCUCACCCAUAAAGAUAAGGAAGCCAGUGCGAUUGAGGCGCUUGUCCACUUUUUGGCAAGCAGCCACUGUAUCAGGGUUAAAUCAGAAAUGACACUGCAAACGUUCAGACAAGAUUCACUUGAUUUUAUGUCUCCAUCGUCUUGUGUCUCAAGGAAAUCCAGGAUUUACAGCAACAUAAUUUACCUCCACUGCCUUAAGAGGAUGCAAGUGCGAUGCCAGUUUAAAGAGUCAGUUCACCUACAUUUAAAACAAGGGCAUAUUCUCUCCUUGGGGCAUUGAGCUGUGCAGGUAGUUUUUGGUUUUAUGUGUUUAUACAGUAAUUAAAUAGAACUUUAUAAAUGUAUAUUUAAUUCUUAAGUAAGUUAAAGACAUAGAAAAAACGUAUUCGAUAGAGGCACGUGCAGCUUCGGUCUUCUUGCAUACACAUACAUAAACUUAAUUUGCUUAAACAUCUGCUGAGAUCCAGUCCCAUUGUGUUCUGCAUCCAAUUACACCCACAUUAUCAGGCAUUAGAUAACAUAUCAAGGUACAGAUUGCGUAUCAGUGCCAGGUGCAGGUGGGGUAACACAUCUGAGAGUUGUGGUAGUAAAAUGUGAAACUAUACAACCUGAUUAGACUGUAAGGUAGCUGCUUUAGACAACAGCAGUUCAAAGUUCUUUACAUAGACACAAGGAUUAAACAAUAAGGUUUAAUACAGUAAAAUACAAUUUGAAUAACAUACAAAUACACAAAUAGAAUUAAAGUGUAAUCUGUUAACUGCUAUCCAGGGUAACGUUUCUGCUCCAUAGUGGACCUGCAAUGACCUCUACUGGUCAGUUCAGAGUCUGCACAUAAGUCCUGGUUUUAUUUGGAUUAAAGGGUCCAUUUUCUGCUUUCUGAUUCCUCCUUUGCUUCAGUGUUAAAGAGCUGUUUUUUGCCCAAGUUAAAGGUCUGCAAACCUAGACAGCCCAAAGUCCAUGUCAAAGGGAGUUAUUCUCUCCUACAGAAAACUCUGCUCUUUAUAAAACACUUACUUUAAACACCUCAUUUAAAAGUCCAGGCUUUCCUCCUGUUACUUAUCUACAUCACCAUGUAUCACAUUCACAUCACUCGUCCUUAAGAAGAGCAGCUGCCGCGUAGUCUGACAUUAUUUCCUCACUAGAGCGGCAUCCCUAUACUUUAAGAUCUGGGGUUACUAACCAAUGCUUUGCCAGCCAACUGACCAAUCAGAGCAGCCUGAGCUUUUCAGGAGGGGGGCCUUAAAAAGACAGGUGCUAAAAUAGAGCGUUUCAGACAGAACAAGUGCUGCAGCAAUGUACAACAUGAGAAAAAUAAUGUGUUUUUAACAUGAAUUGUGUUCUAGUAGACCCUGAAAUACUAUUCUGAACUUGUAAAUAUGAACAAUAUGGGAUCUUUAAAGAAGCCCGUUUUCAUUCUGCCAAUUUGUCUGAGCUGCUGGUAUGUCAGAAAAACGCACAAGAUGCCCUUUAGCGUUGAUGCCACCAUCUUUUCACACCUACAUGGCACAAGUCACCUGACUUUCACCCAGGAGACUGAGAUUUGCAGCCUUAUUUCAUCACUUAGUUUUAUUUUAUUUUGUGACUUAAACCUGCUUGUCACUUGCUGUUUGAUUUAAGUUUCAGCACCAAAACAAAAAGAUCCUGGUUUGAGUUCAAAUACACCCUUUCACAACGUUAACCACAUGUCACAAGACACACUUCUAAUUACCUGAAAAGUAAUUGUGUUUCCAUUACAUGUAUUUAUUUGUGUUUUAAAGUAUCUCAUCAGAAAAAUUAUUUUAAAAACUUUAUUAAUUUUUACACUCAUUUGAAGUGGUUUUGGGCUGUUUCUUACGACUUAAUGAGCUUCAUGGGACAUCGAAACACCUUUUCUGAACAAAUUUUGACAUAGUGAACAUUUAACUCACAUGACAGAUCGACUUAUUCUACGUCUUUUGUUGUCUUUGUCUACAAACAGCUUAAACAUGACCUACAGCAGCUGACAUAGAAGAAUUAUUAUGUAAUAAUAAUUCUAAACAGUAAUUUUGAAUAAUUAAAAACACAUACUGAAAACUUCAAUUUUUCUCCCGUAGAUGGACAAAGUUUUGUUGUUUCAUCGUCUCUGAGGAUUUCUUUUUAGCAGGUAACAGCUGGUUUUGCUUCUGGCUUCUUCUCCUCUGUUUAUUCCAGCCAUGUAGCCCACAGCGCCACCUUCUGACGACACUGUACAGCCUAGUUCAUUCACUCCAAAACAGCUUAUGGAAAAAGGCCGAAUUUGCUUUAGAGUUAUAUGGAAACAUGGCUCGUGACAAACCAGUAAAGAAUAUUUGGCUACAGACUCAAGGCAUCUAUAUCUUGUGUAUAGGGAUUUUUAAGAGUCUAUUGAACGGCCCUGCACGUUCAAAGAUGACACUAAAUGUGACGCCAAGAGGUCCUGACAAAGCGGCUGUGUAUAACCAGUUCAAAGUGAGAUAAGGCUCAUUAAAUUGAUGCAGAUGUUUGGAAAAAACACUCUUUAACAAGAGAAUUAGGAGCUCAGCAGCAGAUGUUUAAUAUUUUAGUAUCAGAAUUCGCUACAUCGACGGCCGAAUGAAUUCCCUUCUCACAGUACUGUAUGUUUUUGUGUGAGCUGACCCUUUACGAUCAUGAACACUGCAAACCUUCCUGCCACUGACUCACAUCUACAAAUGGAGCUUCAGCCACCAGAGGGCGACUCAGUGCCUUCAGGUUUCUGUGUCAUCACCAACAGUCUGAUUCAUCAAACACACUCAUCAGAAUGUACACUGUUGUUGUUGACUGCAGUUUAACUCAUUUCUAGAUAGCAAGUAGCUGGAGGAGAUUCUUGGUAAUGCAGUUUGGGAUUAAUUAUGUGAAUUUGUCAAAUGCUGUAAGAGGCUGUGUUAUGAAAUGCAGCGUGUCUGCUUCACAGACCUCGGUGCCUCAAUGACUUGUACAUAUUUUAAUGUUGCCGAUUGUGUGCAGAUGAUAAUGACAACACAAUUACAGUGCUUUGUAGAUGCUGCAGAUAAAUUAUGGCUUUUCAACAUUAAAAUGGAACAUGAGCAACUUUAACGGUGAA
Molecule: messenger RNA, 4398 nt
Organism: Stegastes partitus (bicolor damselfish)
Lineage: Eukaryota; Metazoa; Chordata; Actinopteri; Pomacentridae
Gene: acads
Product: acyl-CoA dehydrogenase short chain
Exons: 10
Coding region: 58-1275 (405 amino acids)
Biological process (GO): butyrate catabolic process; fatty acid beta-oxidation using acyl-CoA dehydrogenase
Cellular component (GO): mitochondrion
Molecular function (GO): short-chain fatty acyl-CoA dehydrogenase activity; flavin adenine dinucleotide binding
Source: RefSeq, a predicted model, not a curated record